AUGAAAUUGCAAGCAAUCUGUUUAGUGAUGCUCUGCUGUUUCAUCCAUGCCUGUGCUCUUUCUCCACCCCUCCAUCCCAGUAAUGGACUCAGUGAGUGUCGCAAAAACAUUUCUUUAACUGCACUGGAGGUUCUACCAGGUGGCGGUUGGGAUAACCUGCGUAACAUAGACAUGGGACGAGUGAUGAACUUGAGCUACUUCCAGUGCCAGACCACUGAAGAUGGUGUUUAUUUCAUUCCUGAUGAAGUCUUCGUCAUUCCAGAAAAAGAGAGCGGAGUGGAAACAAACUCUGAGAUCAUCACGUCAUGGCUGGACCAGAAAAGCUCAACUUCACGCUCCAUCAAUGCAGAUGCAUCUUUUCGUUUUCAGUCUAAGAUCAAUGGAAAAUUCUCAGAAGAAAACCAACGUAUGAAAACCCACCAAGUGAAAGAGAAUUCGGUAACAGCUCAGGUUCAAGUACGUAAUCAUCUGUACACAGUGAAGGCAUAUCCUGAUUUUGCCCUGGAUUCUCGUUUUGCUCAUCAAGUAGAUGAAAUCGGAGAAGCUAUUUUGAACAAUCAAACACGUCAAGCAACUUACCUGUCAGAGAAACUUAUUCUUGACUAUGGUACUCAUGUUAUCACAAGUGUUGAUGCCGGUGCCACUUUAGUGCAGGAGGACUAUCUGAAAAAGUCUUUUGUCUCUGGCAGUCAGUCACAGAUGUCUUCUAUCUCUGCAUCAGCAGGCUUGAACUUUUUUGGCAAAUUAAAAUUUGAAUCUGUUGGCAACAAUAUUCAAGCCAAUAGUUAUCAGGGUAACAUCACUUAUUCUUUAAUUCAGAGUCAUGGAGGGGCUUUAUUUUACCCAGGCAUCACCCUACAGAAGUGGCAGGAGAGUACGCUCAAUAAUCUGGUGGCUAUUGAUCGCUCUGGACUGCCACUGCACUAUUUUCUCAAUACAUUAACAUUGCCAGAUAUUAAAAAAGAAAUAAUUCCUAAACUAGUUUUGUUAGUCGAAGAGGCUGCAGAGCGUUACUACAAAGUAAACACAAUUCCAGGGUGUUUGGAUCCAGAUUCCAAAAAUUUUGACUUCCAGGCAAAUGUGGAUGAUGCUUCUUGUGAGGGUCCGGUCACUAAUCAUAGUUUUGGUGGUGUUUACCAAGCUUGCACUCCAUUGACGGUAGAUGGAAAUAUCAUCUGUAACGAAAAGACUCAAAACAAUCGAGCCACUGGUAAUUUUUCAUGUCCUCAGCUGUAUACUGCCACCCUAUUACGCUCUGAGACAAUAGAAGAUGGGUAUUAUCGUUCUGAGUGCAGCAAGAAAUAUUAUUCAUGUGGAUUUUUAUGGCUGUUUUCCUGUUAUGACGAAAAAUGUGGUGAUGCUUAUUUUGUUCGUCGUGCAAAAAUUGACACGUACUGGUGUUCCACAAAUCAGAAAACGAAUAACUCUGGGUAUCUUUUCGGAGGUCUUUAUGGACCUACUAUGCAAAACCCGCUUACCAAAUCCAGUAGCUGUCCAACAAAUUUCUUUGCUCAAAAACUAUUGCCUAAUGGCAUGAUGGUUUGUUUGAGCAAUGAUUAUACUGCAGGAACCAAAUUCUCAGUUCCUUUCGGUGGUUUCUUUAGCUGUCAGUCUGGCAAUCCUCUUGCACAAAAUCAGUCUCUCUGUCCACCUCAGUUCAGUCAAAAUUUAGCUGAUAUUAGUGAUGGUUGUGAGAUAUUGUUCUGCGUCCAGUCAGCUGUGUUCACUGAGUUAAAACCUGCUCGCCUUCCACCUUUUACAAAGCCACCACUGAUCAGCACGAUUGCAGAUAACACUGUGACUGUAAUGACUGAAGGCGAUCGUUCCUGGGUGAGAGUUGGAGGAACUAAGACAUGGCGACUGGCAAAACUGGGUGAAGUUAAUGAAAUGGCAUUAAUGCUCGACAGAUCUUCUGAGACAUCUGGAGGAGAAGGGGCCGGUCUAGCUGGUGGUGUAAUUGCUUUAAUUGCUUUUGUAGUGGCAGAAACUGUUUUUAAGUGA
This is a messenger RNA of Paramisgurnus dabryanus, 2001 nucleotides long. RefSeq names its product macrophage-expressed gene 1 protein-like. NCBI's taxonomy places the organism in Eukaryota, Metazoa, Chordata, Actinopteri, Cypriniformes, Cobitidae. The record is from RefSeq and is a predicted model, not a curated record.